Messenger RNA from Suillus subaureus, 1545 nucleotides. RefSeq names its product Mur ligase. Lineage: Eukaryota; Fungi; Basidiomycota; Agaricomycetes; Boletales; Suillaceae. Gene Ontology annotation, biological process: tetrahydrofolylpolyglutamate biosynthetic process. The record is from RefSeq and is a predicted model, not a curated record. The coding region runs from base 1 to 1545 and encodes 514 amino acids. Gene Ontology annotation, molecular function: ATP binding; tetrahydrofolylpolyglutamate synthase activity. Gene Ontology annotation, cellular component: cytosol; cytoplasm; mitochondrion. The transcript has 11 exons.
AUGUCCACCGCAUCCAUUCCGACUUACAGGGAUGCCAUAGAUGCGUUGAACAGCCUUCAAACUAAUGCUGCUAUCCUGGAGGCCGUACGGGCUGCAGGAGCGAAGCUCAAUCCCAAUGCUAUACCUGAAAUGAUCGAUUAUCUACGCAGGGUGGGCCUUGAGCCAUCCCAGUUAAACAAUUUGAAUGUCAUACAUAUUACGGGAACCAAAGGGAAGGGCUCUACAAGCGCAUUCACAGAUUCAAUAUUGAGGGCAGCUAGGCCAGGCUGGAAAACUGGUCUGUAUACCUCUCCUCACCUGGUCGCUGUCCGUGAGCGUAUUCGCAUCAACGGCGAGCCACUUUCAGAGGAGGAAUUUACUCGUUACUUUUUCGAGGUGUGGAAUUUGCUCCAGAAUACGAAGGUAUUUGCCGCCACUACUCCCUUCAUGCCAAACUACUUUCGUUACCUUACGCUCAUGGCCUUUUACACUUUCAACCAACUCAAGGUUGAUGCGACAAUUCUUGAAGUAGGCAUUGGUGGACGCUCCGACAGUACAAAUAUCGUCCCCAAGCCGGUUGUCACAGGCGUUACCGCCCUCGGGUAUGAUCACACAAGGCUUCUUGGAGAAAGGCUCAGUCAGAUUGCAAAUCAGAAGGGUGGAAUAUAUAAGGCGCGUUUCUUUGACGGGGUUCCGGCCCUGACUGUUGAACAGCCUGAGGAAGGCAUACUUGAGCUUGGUGUUUGUGCAGCAGAGCAGAGGGCAUCUCAGUUCACAAUUAUUGACACCCUCCCUUCCACCAUCCAGUUAGGCAUGUUUAUCGGCCUUGCCGGUGCUCACCAGAGAUCAAACGCGGGUCUCGCCGUACAAUUGGUGCACACUACUACUCGCGCAACAUGGAGCGGAUCAGAGAUAGAACCAUUGCGAUCCCUCCCUACAUCUUUUCUGGACGGCCUCAAAAAUGCUCACUGGCCUGGCCGUUGCCAGACAGUACUCGAUCCAAAGUUUGAGGAUACGACAUGGUUCCUCGAUGGGGCACACACACAAGAGAGCCUUGCGUGCUGUCUGGAAUGGUUUGUAAGCCCAGCAGUCGGGCUUCCAGUUUUCCCCGUUUCUGACGGGCACCCACCCCGAGUGCUUAUCUUCAAUUGCACCAGUGGACGUUCAGGAGAUGAUUUCCUGACAGCCAUCUUGCAGAAGAUAGAGGAGCGACUGGCGAUGCAUGGCAGCCUGGAGAAGAAGGAAGAAUUUUUCGCCAAGGUCAUUUUCUGUAGUAAUGUGACCUAUGCCAGCGGCAAUUUCAAGGCGGUAAACCUUACAUCCGCGGCAAUGUCUACAACUGACAAUCUCAAUCUUAAGACUCAGAGAGAGAUUGAAGCAGCCUGGAACAAGCUUGUCCCAACUUACUCUGGCAUGGUGCACGUUCUGCCGUCCAUUGAGGACGCCGUGGAAGAAGUGCGUAAAAUGCUCAAUGUUAGCGUGCUCGUUACGGGCAGCUUGCACCUUGUAGGCGGCGUCAUCGAGGUCGCCGGUUUGGCAGACAGAGCCUUGAGCCCAAAAGCAUGA